AUGGCACCUUCUAGCAAGUCUGAGAAGAAGGAUGCAGUUGAUGCAGCUGCAUGGAUGUUCAAUGUCCUCACAUCUGUUGGAAUCAUUCUAGUCAAUAAAGCAUUAAUGGCUACAUAUGCUACAACAUUGACUGGACUGCAUUUUGCUACGACAACAUUGAUGACUUCUAUUCUGAGGUGGCUGGGUGACAUACAAGCUUCACAUUUACCAGUCAGCGACCUACUGAAAUUUGUUAUAGUCGCUAACUUCUCAAUUGCUGGUAUGAAUAUUGCAAAGCUGAGCAUGAUACAUGUGUCGUGCUUACUUGAAGUGGUUUUUGACAAGAUUCGAUACUCAAGAAACACGAAACUAUGCAUUGCAGUUGUUCUGAGGGGGUUGUUUGCACAGUUACUGAUAGGAAAUACUCUCUUAGUUCUUUCAAUUUGUUGGGGGCACACCGCACCAUCUCAGGCUGCAAGUUUGCUGCUUAUUGCCCCCUUACUUGAUUAUUGGCUCACGACCAAAAGAGUUGAUGCAUUUGAGUACAGCCUAUCAUCUAUUGUAUUUAUCGUCCUUUCUUGCACGAUUGUAGUAGGGACUAACCUUAGCCAGUUCAUAUGCAUAGGAAGAUUCACUGCCGUAUCAUUUUCAAGUCCUUGGGCAUAUGAAGACAAUCCUAGUAUUAAUACUAGGAUUCUUGUUCUUUGGGAAAGAGGGCCUAAAUCUACAAGUGGUUAUAGGAAUGACAAUAGCGGUGAUUGGGAUGGUAUGGUACGAUUUGAAAGCCCAUCUGCAACGGCUAGUCCAGACUCCCCCACCCUAGCACUGGUUGAAUUGCUCUAG
Messenger RNA from Impatiens glandulifera, 822 nucleotides. Its product is annotated as UDP-rhamnose/UDP-galactose transporter 6-like. The record is from RefSeq and is a predicted model, not a curated record. The transcript is spliced from 6 exons. Lineage: Eukaryota; Viridiplantae; Streptophyta; Magnoliopsida; Ericales; Balsaminaceae. The coding region runs from base 1 to 822 and encodes 273 amino acids.